Molecule: messenger RNA, 3771 nt
Organism: Lachancea mirantina
Lineage: Eukaryota; Fungi; Ascomycota; Saccharomycetes; Saccharomycetales; Saccharomycetaceae
Source: the annotation of a GenBank genome assembly
AUGGGUUCAUCGCACAGAUUAGGCGAAAAGAAAGCGUACAGUUACCAGGGCCGAAACAGCGGUCGACAUGAGGCGUACGGACGGGCAGGACCCGGUGUGCAAGGCGCAGGGCGUGGUAGUGGGGCAGUGAGCGAUGCCAGGACCGGCGGGACCGGGGUCCCAGGCGCUCGCCGGUCGCGGUAUGACCCGGUUUCGGGCAGCGGACCGCAUCCUGCACUGCAGUCGCCUGCACACACAGCACAACCGUCACAGGCGCCAUAUCGCGCUACGAGUCGAUAUAAUCCUGAGACAGGACACACAUGGGCAGGCGGCCAUGCGUCUAUGGCCGUUCCACGCACCAGCUCUGAGGGACACAUCUCGGGGAUGCGAUGGGGCAGCAGCCGAUAUAACCCACAAUCGUCGCAUGUCAACGGUGGUGUCGCUUUUUCCGACGUGUUCACGAAGCGAAAGUCGUCUACGGCAUCUUCGGCGACCUCCGUUGAAGGUCGCGAUGGUCGCGACGCGUCGGAUUAUCACAACGUCAGAGACAGUUUUGGCGGUAGAAGGCGAGCGAGACGAGAUUGGCGCGACUGGCGAGAUCAGCAGCCUGGUCCUGCUCCUUACCAGCAACUGCACCAACAAGCUGAUCCUGCUCCUUACCAGCAACCUCAUCAGCAUGACCAUCCGCAUUCAAGCCAUCAACGGUCCCCCAUGCCCCAUUCCCCUACGCACUCGACCAGCAGCACUCCGCGAGACACUCGGUACCGCGAGGGACCCUUCACGGCCAGCGAAGAACUUCCAGUUUUCUCAAAUGGUGCCAAACUCUCCAACGCGCACCGUGCAUCCAUUCCUAGUCCAAAGAGUCACACAAUAGCUGCGUUGAAACCUGAGUCGACCGGCGAGGAUUCACCACGCGAGACCCUACAACCCGAAGCUACGAAAGAAAUACCAGAAAGCUCGGAUCUCCCGAAAACCCCCGCGCCCGUGACCGACAGCGUGCUCGCUACGAAAGAAUCACCUGAGACUCCCGACACAGCUCAAGAAAACUUAGUUUCCUCCAAGAUCUCAGCACCUCUGAUGGAUAGAAUGCCUGUCGCGAAAGAAUCAAACGCUGAAAUUCUCAAACCCAAGCUUGAAGAUCCCGAUGACUCAGAAAUACGUAUUUCAGCAGCUGCCAAGGCCAGCCCCGAAGAACCUUGUUCUAAGAUCGAGUCCUGCAUUUUUCCUUUGACUUGUACUGAAAUGAGGCUAUGGGAAUUGAAGAAUCGGCGUCGUGCAAACAGAAUCAAACAUCAGAAAUAUCUAUUGGCGGUGCCGAUCAAAUCUUUACAAGAUUACCCAUUCGUGGCGCCAAAUUUUGUGCUUCACAAUCAAGCUACAAGGUCCAUCUUAACAAAAGCACUCUCGCAGGAAAAGCGCGCCGUAUACAUUCGGAAAUUAAAGAUGAGGCAAGAAGUUAUACAUUUGAAAAAAGAGUGGAAACUCAAGUGUGAAAAGAUGGAUUUUGUAAGUGCUGAAGUCAAGAGGAAGGAGCAGGAAGAGCAGCAGCGAUUACAGGAGGCUGCGCGUCAGUCAGAAACUGAAAAUAUCGAGAAUCAACCUUCACCACAGCCGAAUCAGCAGAACCAGCAGCAAGAACCACAGUCUCACCAACAGGCAGAGCAGCAACGCGCUGGUAGCAGAAGAAGGAACAGAGGAGAUUUUGUCGAUGACGCUGAAAUUGAAAAUGUUUUAUUGCAAAUCGAUCCUGAUUAUAGGCAUCACCAACUUGCUGCAAAGAUACCCGAUAUGCAUUUAAAUCCCUAUGACCGGUUUUCUUAUAAGUUUCAAGAUGUCAAUAACCUCGUUACGGACAAAGCCUCUUGGGCUAAAAGGGUAUCUACAGAUGGUAUCGACACUUUUAGUGACGUCGAGCACGCCUUAUUCAUAGAGGGCUUUUUAUCGCAUCCCAAGAAAUUUGGGAAAAUCUCGCAGCACAUGGGUGGUUUAAGGACUCCGCAAGAGUGCGUUUUGCAUUACUACAAAACGAAGAAGGCCACAGAUUAUAAACAACUCAUACUUGAAAAGAAGAAGAAGCGGAAACUCAGUAUGGGACGCCGGCGCAAAGAUAGAGAGAAGGGGAAGGAUAGACAAGGAGAAACCGAUUCUAAUAUCGUCGAGAGGGGCACCAGGGAAAGUACCGAACUUUCUUUAGAGGAUGCCGAAAGAACCUUGGAUGAGACCGAGGACGAAGGUCGUCCACCUUUCAAGACAGCUGAUCAAGAGCCCGAGGUGGUCGAGGAGGCCGUGAAGCAGGAACCCUUGAUUCUCGCGGAUUCAUCUGCUGCUACGGGUCUAGACGCGGGUCGGCGGGAUCUGCAACAGGAAGACGAGCGGAUUUCUGGGGCGGCGCAAGAGCCACUCGAAAUAAUUGAUACCGAAUUCAAGAAAAGAAAACUUCAAGAAAUAGAAGAAGUCACGAAUGACAUUCCAAAUCUGCAACCGAUCGCACCUGCUGGUGUAUUCGUUGAAGAAAGGGAUCGAAAUGUCUCUAGGGAUUCUUCAAUGGGUGGCAGCUCAACCGCACUUUCAGACCGUGAGAAACAUGCUAAAAAGAAACUGAAACCAUCAGAGAGCCAUCAAAAGUCAAGUUAUUGGAGCGUCAAAGAAACUAGUGUUUUUCCAGAGCUCUUGAAAGAAUUUGGUACUCAAUGGGCGCUUAUAUCGAAGAAGAUAGGCACCAAAUCCACGACAAUGGUGAGAAAUUACUACCAACGGAAUGCAAUUCAGAUGGGAUGGCAGAACAUUGUCGAGGAAGUUAAUGUGAACCGGCCUCCUUGCCAGCAAGAUUUCGUAAACCAGCAGACCACGUCUAUGGCUGAAAAUGUGCCAGCGCAACAGAAACCUUACGUUAGCUUUUUUGCCGAAAGCGACUCAACUUCGAUUUCAACCCCAACUCAUACUUCGGUCUGCCUACGAGGCGAAACAUUUUCUCAGCAAUCAACACCGCAGGGACUACCCCCGCCACGUUUGCCGACCAUCACCUUUCGUGCGGGACCCGAUAUCAACGAACUCAUGAACCAAAGUAAAGAUUCUCAGCCUGCAUUGACCACGAUUUUAAGCUCGAGGGCGCCAGACGCACAACAUCCACCAGCGGUUCACUUUCCAUUAAACGUCGUUACGGCACAACAUCCUUCGAGUGGAUCAUGCUCGCCGGGGACGUCGUCGCAGGCAGCGCCGUCUAGUCGGAGGUCAUCCAUCAAGAGUCUUUUGAACGCCGACGACCAAGUACAUGAGCCACAGCCUGCCCUGUAUCCACAACCUGAUACUCAGGCUGCUAAUGUGAUUGUGCAGGAGCUACAACCCACGAGCUUCCCAACGUCAGCCACCCCGUCUCCGUCGACUAAUAAUGGUCCGCAUAAAAAGCUCAACCCUUUGUCGUCCAUUUUGAAUACCACUACUCCAGAAGCGCCUAAUAACCCACCUCAUAUCCAUCAUCGUACUGCUGGCAACGCUGACACCGCUGGCGCCGCAGGUACCGCUGGUCCGGCUGACGCCCGUGUCUUGCGCACGCCUGUUCUUCAUGAAAAUUCGACGACAACUGGCAUCACCACUGCCAGCACUCACAAUCCUCUAAACCAAAAAAUGAUAGGGUUCAAUUUUGCAAACAACCCACUCGCCGCGCUGGCUGCUGUUGCUUCCGCUCCAGAAGCACUUACCACUUUUUUUCUCAACCUGCACCAGAGCAUCCCCACGAGUCUCAACCGACGGAGGCCCCGUCAAAGCACAAAUCCAACUGAAUCUCACAAGUAA